AUGUUGUACGAUCAGGUCUCAAGCUCUUGGAUCAUGUGGGAUGAGCUGGGAGCGCAAGGUCUCUAUCCCAGCGAUCCGACAGACCCACAUCUCUCAGCUUAUGCUUCCCAGCAGUACCUUCUUGCUUCGAGGCCUCCCAACAACCCGUCAGCAAAUCCCGUUCCUCCGUACAUGUCAGGCUACUACGACCAAAUGGCUCGAGGAGUGUCCGGCCCUUCCAUGGGGACAAGCGUGAGCUCGAUGUAUCCCUCGGGCUCUUACGCCAUGAAUGGGUUGGGUGAGACCGACAGGCGCCUCUUACAGCAGCACCAGGGAGGAAUGUUCACAUCAAGCGGCAUGAGCGGCAUGAGUAGUGCGCCGAUGAGCUCUGGAUAUGGACAAGCAUAUGCGGGGUACAUCGCAGUGAAUCACAGCCAGGCACCCCACGAAGCCCCUGGCAUGAGACCUUCGCAACAAACAGCACAGGGUACGGCAAGCUCCAUCAAGGUGCGGGGAGGGCUCAUGGCGGCGAGUUCCGCAGACACCUCAAUGUCUCGAGGUUUCGUUCAAGGCAGCACUGGAAGAGAAGCAGGUGCAGCCUAUCUGAUGCCGAACAAUCCAGCAGCAUCGAGCUAUGCUAAUCGGAUUCAAACCCCUCAAAGCACUCAACCUUCGAUGACAGGGCGAGUGUCCUCGAUCGCGAAUCCAAACGUCUCGACCACUAAGAACCCUACGGCACCCUCAAAGCAAAGUGAUCGUGCGAUUCAGGGUAAUUUCCCUCCCGAAACUCUGCAACAGAAUGCUCCAGCGAUGGGGAGAUUCGUGGACUGCUUCCAAGAAGGCUUCAUCCAACCUGGAGUCACGCCGACAUCCCACGGAUAUAAGAAUUCCCAAGUCUCACAAGAUAUCGCCUCCCAGAAAAGAGCCAAGUAUUCGUCCAUGUUGUCUGCCGCACCUCAAAUGUACCAUGCUCCAUCUGACCAACCCCUUACUUCUUUCCAAAGUAAUGGAGAGGGGACAGUCCAACCUACAUUUCAAGGAAGGGAAUGCUAUGAUCAAACUAGAGAUAGAAGUUAUUCGCAAGUACCUAUCUCGAUUGCGGCUGGCCCGAAAGGAUUUCCUGAAAUCUCCUCGGACUUGGCUACUUAUCCUGGCACGUCGAACACUCAGCCCAGAAGAAACCUUCAGCAGAUGGAAGUAUAUUCCAACGAUGCGAUCAAUUCAGCGAUUCCAUCACAUCAGUCUGAUCCGAGCAAAAAGAACAAGAAGAGAAAAGUCAUUUCAAUUGAAGCGCAGGCUGGUCAAAUGGUUGGAUCUUCAACAACCCAACAGUCGCUCGCGGGUCCCAAGGUUGACGUGAGGAUGGGAGCAAGUGCUCCUGUUGCCGCCCGAGCAGGACAUCUAAACUCGGCACCUAUGGACAUGCCUGCGGAGAAUCAAAAAAUGCACCUGUCUCUGGCGGAAACGUCCAGGCAGGGUGUAAAAUCACAAGGAAUGACACCGAGCCAUGCAAGCAAAUCAUCCAAGAUCGGAAAGACAGGAGCUAUGAGUGCAGAGAGCAUGUUGUCAGCAUCUGUUCAGAUGGAGAGAAGUGGAGCGAUUGCCUAUGCCAUCAUGUUUCUCGAAGGGGGGAAGCUUUACUCCACUCUGUCGCCAAUGGAAGGAGUCAAGAUCCGUCUGAGGCUCACCGACCUAUACAGCUUCUACACAUUCAAUCAUGAGUCGGCGAUCAGUCGAAUGCAUGAAGCUCUCAGGCUGCUUGAAAGGACUGGUGGAUCUUCGAAAUCCCACGCAAUCUGUGUAGUCUUACAUCUCCGCUUAGCUUGUGUGCAUGCCAGAAUCGGCAAGAGCAUGGAUAAGGCAUGGCGAGAAUUGACCGCGGCUAAGAAGAUAGUAGAGGACAUCAAGAUCUUGGAGUACAGGCCAUGGAUUCACCUUGUUUCGUAUCAGCUGCACGCCAGCACAGGAGACUUCGAACCUGCUCACGCUGAGAUUCGCUCGUGCAUGGAGCUGCUGAAGGACGCGAUCUUGCCUCGUAGAUCUGAAUUUGAAAUCGUUUGCUACAUGUUGCUAGCACACAGCAAGCUACAAGCUGGAAUGGUGCAAGAGGCAAGGGAGCACGUGAGCAGUGUCGACGCCAUCUUGGAGGGCUCAAAAGGCAAGCAAGAGCUUCCAGCGGAGCUCAGACCUUUCUUCGAGACUUUGAGGUUGUUGACUACUCCCUCCAGUCAUGUUGAAAGCUUGCAGAACUCAAGCAAGAAUCUUUCUGUACCUCGACAUAGUCACCUGCAGUUCUUCUGGUGGCACUCAGAUUCGUCGCUCGACGUUCUUCUCAAUUUCUUCCGGUCGCAGAUGUUGCCUGCCAUUCACAUCCAUGAGGUACUUCAGAGUUCAGACUCUACUGCAAGCACAGACAAGAAAGAUGCGCUUUUGAAAGCCGAAGAGGUGCUGAAGGAUGGCUUUGAGAUGAUGGAGCACUCGCGCAAGGUGGAUGAGAUGGCUGCAAGCCCCCCGAUGGUCUUGGAAAACGCCUUGCUGAACAUUCUCCUGCUGGAGCGAAGCAGUGCCCUAUGCCUGUGCCGCUCAUCGUACAAUGGAGCUGUAGAGAAGCUUUCUGCCAUGAUCGACGCUCUCAAGCUUGUGGAGAACAUGGCUUCUUUCCUUGCCUCAGAUAGCCAGAAACAGCUGCUGAUAAUUUCUAUUCAUUGUUCUAUUGCGAAUUAUCUCGUUCGCAUGGGUGAAAUGAGCAGUGCCCUAGCGCAUCUUCGCGAAGCUGAGCUUCUGUCCAGCAGGAGCCCCACGACCGUCAGCAUUCUGUUGCUGGAAGCUCUCGUCCUCCUUGAUGGUUCGGAUGUCCUUCCGAAUCAAGGGAACCAGGAGAUGCUGGAAGAGACUGUGGCGAGGGAGGGAGAGAAAUUUGUUUCCAAGGCAGAGAAGCUCUUGUCGGAUCAAAGUUGCUUGAGCUGGGCGAGGGCGACCAUCUUGUUCUUGAAAGCCAAGCACAUGCUCAAGGGUUCGACUUCUCUUGACCAGGAGAGCAUCGAGGGGGCCAUCGACCUCCUGCAGAAGGCGAGCGAGUGCGUGGUAGAGGACAACUCCGACUUUCAGCUACAGAUUAAGAUCUUAGCGCUUCGAGGAGACGCGCUGUUGAUGCUCGACCAAGCGACUGCGGCGCUGGCGUCGCUCACGGACGCUCACACACGCGUCAACAUGGUGGGCGACGUGUGGCUGGAGCUGAGGAUACUUCGAGGCCUGGAGCGAUGCUACCUCAAGCUGCCGGAUCGAUUCCACGUGGCUAAGGCCUCCCUGACCGUGAAAGCCAAUCGAGAGCGAAGAAUCAACGAAGCGAUCGCUGCUGCUCGAUCGAGUCCCCAUCACAUAGUGGUGAAGGACUGGAGGAUUCCUGGUAGCUUCAAGUAG
Molecule: messenger RNA, 3399 nt
Organism: Guillardia theta CCMP2712
Lineage: Eukaryota; Cryptophyceae; Pyrenomonadales; Geminigeraceae
Exons: 9
Coding region: 1-3399 (1132 amino acids)
Molecular function (GO): protein binding
Source: RefSeq, a predicted model, not a curated record